AUGUCACAGCAUCAUGACAAUCUAUUUCAAGAACGAAAGAGGAAGCUCUCAAUAUGGGUCAAGAGAAUUAUGCAGCCGAACAAGGACCAAACAAGAUACGUAAACCGCACGGCGCAUGGUAAGGCACGUACUCGAAGACAGGUUUUAGAGAGGGACGUUAAAAGUGGGGAUUCGUCGCUGGUACCGAUUUUGGACCCCAGGGAGCGUCGACUACAUGACAAGGAACAGGGAGCAAUAUCAUUCGACGAGCCAGUAAGAGAAGGCAGUACGGGUUUGAAGGUUGAAUUUGACCACACGAACGAUAAUGCCAGCACGGCUCCGCUUUUUUCACAUUGCUCAUCUUCUGUGAAAUCAUCGAUAUUUUCUGAUUCAACGUCCAUGCAGUCAACCAGAGCGACAGUUUUUUCUAACAAAACGUUUGACACUAACUCUAGUACUGUAGGUAUUCCUCCUGCAAGCAUCUUAGACCGAGCUAGGCAUACUUCGGCUGCCGCGCAGGGAGCGGCUUCGAUUUUUAGCCUCACCACCACUCACCACACUUCACAGGCGAACAGCAUAAGGCAGUACCCCCUAUAUCGGAACAACAGCACGCACACUGUGAACACCACAGCCACGGUUGCAUCACAGAGGGCAGACAGAGUGUAG
This is a messenger RNA of Lachancea fermentati, 645 nucleotides long. Lineage: Eukaryota; Fungi; Ascomycota; Saccharomycetes; Saccharomycetales; Saccharomycetaceae. The record is from the annotation of a GenBank genome assembly.